Messenger RNA from Teleopsis dalmanni, 726 nucleotides. RefSeq lists its product as uncharacterized. Lineage: Eukaryota; Metazoa; Arthropoda; Insecta; Diptera; Diopsidae. Bases 258 to 707 code for a protein of 149 amino acids. The record is from RefSeq and is a predicted model, not a curated record. The transcript is spliced from 3 exons.
GUCUUGUAUAUAAUACCAUAUAUUAUAUUAAUAGAAUUGGGUCAAACUACCCGUUGUUAUUGUCCCGAAAACGCCCAUGCACGAAGCGUCCAUUUUGCAAUAAGAUACAUUAUUGAGCAGUGCAUACUGUACGCGUCUAAGUUCCUAUACUGUGGAAGAUAAAUUUGAGUUAGAACAAAGAAAGACAAACCCAGUGAAAAGUCGAAAUUAUUAGAUUUCGAAUUUGAAGAUUGUUAAAGGUUGAUCAAAAUAUCAAUAUGUCGAAUUUUUCUUCUCGGGCCCCAAUAGAUCAUUUUGAUGUAGAUGUAAAGAAACCUAAAAAUGAUUGUGAUGCAAUGAAAAUGCAAAAUGACAUCACUAUGGCACCAAGGCCACAACACAUUGAUUCAAUAAAAACUAUGAGUGCUGUUAUAACAACCACUGAAACCACUAAGUUGAAAUCCACUAUUAGAACCAAAUGUGUAGAAGAGCUUAUCAUUCCUUUUGCUGAAAAUGAUCGAAUUGCGCAAAUGGGUUCGACUGGAUUGUGUAGUCCAUCUUCAGCCGGACGUGUUAUUUGCAUGAAAUACAAGAAGGUUAUACCAUCUAAAACCGAUCAAAUAAAAACGAAAAUGCCAAAAUCGGAUACUAAUAUAAAGGCAUUCCAAUUUGAUACAAAAUCACCAGACGAUAUUGCUCUGGAAGCUUUACAAAAACGAUGGAAAUGAGAAAUCAAAAUAUUUCCCU